Messenger RNA from Magallana angulata, 2745 nucleotides. Its product is annotated as leucine-rich repeat-containing protein 74B-like. Gene Ontology annotation, molecular function: small GTPase binding; GTPase activator activity; calcium ion binding. The transcript has 13 exons. The record is from RefSeq and is a predicted model, not a curated record. Gene Ontology annotation, biological process: activation of GTPase activity; nucleocytoplasmic transport. Lineage: Eukaryota; Metazoa; Mollusca; Bivalvia; Ostreida; Ostreidae. Gene Ontology annotation, cellular component: cytosol; nucleus; perinuclear region of cytoplasm. Bases 142 to 1860 code for a protein of 572 amino acids.
ACAGGUAAAACGGAUCACCUAGCUGUAGCGAUUACGUAACUCUCACCUGUUAAAGCAUGUUGGCCUCUGUGAACGUCAAAGAUGACUUACUGCUACCUUUGAUUAGGAGAUGUAUCGGGUGCAUAAACUUUACCAUACAACAUGAGCGGACCGACGCCGAAGGCACAGUAUUUAUACUCUCGCCAUGUAACGCCACUCCGAUCGUGUAAACUGCCCAGACUUUACGGGAAAACUCAGAAAAGUAUUCAGAAUCGACCAUCUUCGGAAUGCCUCAUCCGCCAUCCCACGGAACUUGCAAUCCGUCCAAACACUGCCCACCCGGAAGUCAUCAUAGAUAGUAACAAUGUCUAUGUCCGGAAGCAGAGUCAGGGGUUUUCCGGCGACGACGACUACGAUCUUUCCGACUGCGAGACAGACUUAGGGGAAGAUGAUUCAGAAGUAGAGAGAUAUUACACGGAUGAAACGAGUCAGUAUAGAUACCUGUGUGAACAACUUGGGAUCAUUCCUUGUAGCACCAUCAUUCGCCAGCUGAAAAAAACAUGGGUAAACCUGUCGUACAGUCAAAUGACGUCAUUAGACAUCCGGGCAUUUUCAACACUUCUUAUUAGCAACACAAAGAUAACAGCAUUGAACGUAUCCAACAACGACCUUGGCAGCAAGGGCGUCAUCUACCUGGCUGAAGUGAUUGCUGAAAACAUCUUUAUAAACAAACUGGAAAUGUCAGCUGUGAAUUUAGACGAAACUGGCUUCAAAGCCAUCGCUGGAGCUCUUUUAGACAAUAGAAAUAUUACUUAUUUGGAUAUCUCCAAGAAUAACAUCGGUAAAAGAAGUGCCAAGGACUUAGCCUGGCUCCUUAGGAGGAACGACUUUAUCGAACAUUUAGAUCUCUCUGGAAAUUUAAUUGAUGACGUAACAGGAACGGAAAUCGGACCAGCAAUAGCAUCCAAUUUGACGUUGAAAUUCCUUGAUCUGAGUUGGAACCACAUACGGCGUCAUGCGGCUCGAGUCUUGGUUGAGUCAAUCUGCAAAAAUGUAGAAUUGGAAAGCGUCAAUCUGUCAUGGAACGGACUAGCAGAAUUUGGUUGCCGGGCAUUCGAAAAGCACUUUCCUAAAAACCAUACUCUAAAAAGUUUGGACAUCUCCCACAAUAGGAUAGGUUUCCAUACAUUGGGGUAUUUCCUUAAAGGCUUAAAGGACAAUGACACGUUGCAAGAAUUAAAAAUUUACGGAAAUCCCAUUACUUCAGAUGGAGCGCUAACAAUACUGACGGUCUUUGAAAAUUCCACGCGCGCACUUAAGGAGAUCAAUAUACAGGACAUACCAAUAGAUGGACGUUUUAAAACAAAGGCAUGGGAAUUGAUAGAGAAGAAAGAAUUGAAGAUCAAACACGGCGAUUUGCGGAAAAAACCAGCCCCCCUUAAAGAGCGUGGGCAGUCCAUAGAUGAUUUCAACCCUCUCCUCGUGUUGUUUGAGCACAUGCGUCAGCAAAACUUACGACUAAUCGACCUUUUCCGCAAUUUGGAUGCUAAUAAUGACCACAGUAUUACAAGCGACGAAAUUCAGGCUGGCCUUGCAAAAUUCAAUGUUAGCAUCACAGACAGUCAAACUGAACAGCUAGUCAAUAGCAUGGACAGAGAUAAAAACGGUGCAAUCGACUUUAGUGAACUGGUGCAGGGGAAAAAAUAUGUCAAUAAAAUUCGGCGGUCGUCAAAAGCAGUCGGGAAUGAUAAAUUAGCAGAAAUGUUAGAAGGAUUAGAGAAACUUAUGAAGAAAGAGCGAAUACAGAGCCAGGCAAAAAAAUCAGCGGAGAGACGGGAGAGGCGGGCCUCCCGUCUGCCAUUGCUAAGAGAGAAGACAUAAUGCUCGUCUCCAUUGUGUGACGUCAGUGUUACGUCGACAUUUAUUCAGUUUCUAAGACUUAUUCUUAGUCACCUAUAAAUAAUACUUAAUAGUUUACUGGUACUGUGCCAGUUAUUGGCUAGGCCAAGAUACCGGCUAUAAUAAAAGUUUAGGCAAUGAAAUGGAUCGUAUGAAAAAAUCAAGUCCUCAAAGAAAUGGGUGGUACCUGUGCAGUUCGACCCUUUCAUUCAAUAAAAUAUUUCCCCAGACGCAGAUCGUUCUGUUUUAUUGCAUUCAAACUCAAGACUGACCCGUCGGUGAGGCUGAAGGGAGUUAUUCUUCUUCAGCAUCUAACAAUGGAAAUUAUAGUUUGUGUUAGGUCUCGCUUUUUACAGUGGUUAGCGUUUUGGCUUUAUGUCAUGUAUCCAAAAUCGAUGCUUAGUCAAAGCGCUACCUAUGAUGAAUCAAAGUAUUGAGAACACUGAAAGCUGGAUUAGUUCAAUGUAAAUGUGCGUUUAUGACAUGAUUUUACCAAGAAUGACAAUUUAUCUAUUUUGAAAAUACCGAUAACAUAGUGACUGUUCUUUUUCAAGAUGCAAGCAGAGAUGGAAAAUGAAACGACAUUUUUAAUGACAACAGAAAACUGGAUCAGUAGUGUGAAAGAAAAAUCAUUUCGAGAAAAAAUGAUGAUAUUGUAACUCACAGUUUUUUGCGUCAUGCAAGGUCAUAGUCCUCUGGUUCUGUACCUAGUACAUUUUGACACAAUGCGUUUAUUCUGCGGUACACAGAUAUACAUUGUAGUCAGACGAUAGGGAUUGUAGAAGAUUGUUUAUUCAUGUUUAUUUAUGUAUUCAUAUCUCACGUUAUUACUGGCAAUAUUUAUAAAAUUUCAUUAUUAGGAGAAGA